UUUUUUAAUUUUUUUGCGCCCCCUCCUUCCUUUUCUCCUCCUUUUUCUCAGUUUUUUUUUUUCGGUGCUUGCCGAGUUGUCCCGAGCUGGUGCCCCUUUUUUUGUGGACCAUGGAUACGCACACACGGUGGAAAAGGCGAAGCUGGAUACGGAGCUGGCCGGUGCCCGCAGCGCUGCUCCUGCUGGGCGCCGCGUCCCUGGGCGGUGCAGCUGAGCCUGCAGAUCUCUUGAAGGUAUUAGAUUUUCACAAUUUACCUGAUGGUAUAACAAAAACAACAGGGUUUUGCACAAGCAGAAGAUCUUCAAAAGAAGCAGAUGUUGCUUAUCGAGUAACAAAAGAUGCUCAGCUUAGUGCACCAACAAAGCAGCUGUAUCCUGCUUCCCCAUUCCCAGAGGACUUCUCCAUUCUAACCACUGUAAAAGCGAAGAAAGGAGGUCAGUCCUUCUUGAUCUCAAUUUACAAUGAGCAAGGGAUCCAGCAAAUUGGUGUGGAGAUGGGUAGAUCUCCUGUAUUCCUGUAUGAAGACCAUACAGGAAAGCCAGGCCCAGAAGACUAUCCUCUCUUUAGAGGCAUUAACCUAGCAGAUGGCAAGUGGCACAGAGUAGCCAUCAGUGUGCAAAAGAAAAAUGUCACUUUAAUUUUGGACUGUAAAAAGAAGAUAACCAAGUUCUUGGACCGAAGUGACCACCCCAUCAUUGAUGUCAAUGGCAUUAUUGUGUUUGGAACGAGGAUACUGGAUGAGGAAGUCUUUGAGGGCGACAUCCAGCAGCUCCUGAUCGUGGCGGACCCCAGAGCAGCCCACGAUUACUGCGAGCACUACAGCCCCGACUGCGACACCGCCAUCCCAGACUCGCCCCAGUCCCAGGACCCCAACCAGGACGAAUACUACACUGAUGGGGAGGGAGAAAGUGAUACUUAUUACUACGAAUACCCCUACUACGAAGAUGUGGAUGAAGCUGUAAAGCCAGAAGCGCCCACCACCAAACCUAGCACUUCUGAAGCGGCUGCUGGAGAAGGACCUGAAACCAAGCAGGACUACCCUGCCCCCACUCAGUCCCCUGAUGGAGUGGACCCUGGCAAGGAGACGAAGGAGGAUCAUACUGUGGACGACCCCCUUGUGGAUGAGUACAACUAUGAAACCAUCAACGAGGAGUACUUUACACCUCUGCCUUAUGAGGAUAUCAACUACAACGAAGAAUUAGACCCCCAGGGUGGACUUACGGAAAAUGCUGUUGAAGCUGAGCUCCCCACUAGUACAGUCAUCACCUACAAUGAGACCGAUGCUGGUCAAGGAGGAGACGACCUGGAUAAAGAUUUCACCGAGGAAACAAUAAAAGAAUAUGAUGGGAAUUACUAUGAUAACUACUAUGAUCGGACAGUCUCCCCUGAUAUUGGGCCGGGAAUGCCUGCCAACCAGGACACCAUCUACGAAGGGAUCGGUGGCCCACGGGGUGAGAAAGGACAGAAGGGGGAGCCUGCGAUUAUUGAACCGGGCAUGCUUGUUGAAGGCCCACCUGGUCCCGAAGGCCCAGCAGGCCUGCCAGGACCUCCAGGACCAACUGGACCUGUGGGCCUAAUGGGAGACCCUGGGGAGAGAGGGCCACCAGGCCGCCCGGGGCUUCCAGGAGCAGAUGGUUUACCCGGACCACCAGGGACAAUGCUUAUGUUGCCUUUCCGCUUUAGUGGAGGAGGAGAUGCUGGCUCUAAAGGACCUCUCGUUUCAGCACAGGAGGCCCAAGCUCAAGCCAUCCUGCAGCAGGCGAGGCUGGCACUAAGAGGACCAGCAGGCCCGAUGGGGCUAACAGGACGGCCAGGCCCUGUGGGACCCCCAGGCAGUGGAGGACUAAAGGGCGAAGCAGGAGAAAUGGGACCACAGGGUCCACGAGGCAUCCAAGGCCCUCCAGGCCCAGCAGGAAAACCAGGCCGCAGGGGACGAGCUGGCAGUGAUGGUGCCCGGGGAAUGCCAGGCCAGACAGGACCAAAGGGUGACCGAGGGUUUGAUGGCUUGGCUGGUUUGCCUGGUGAGAAGGGAAAUAGAGGUGAGCCAGGCCCCCAUGGACCCCCAGGAGCACCUGGAGAGGAUGGCGAGAGGGGAGAUGAUGGAGAAGUCGGACCGAGAGGUCUACCUGGAGAACCUGGACCCCGAGGAUUGCUGGGACCAAAAGGACCACCAGGUCCCCCGGGGCCACCGGGUGUGGCUGGUAUGGACGGACAAACCGGUCCUAAGGGGAAUGUGGGUCCUCAAGGUGAGCCAGGUCCCCCAGGACAACAGGGUAAUCCAGGUGCUCAGGGUCUUCCAGGUCCACAAGGCCCAAUCGGUCCCCCAGGAGAGAAAGGGCCGCUGGGCAAACCUGGUCUUCCUGGCAUGCCUGGUGCAGAUGGUCCUCCGGGUCAUCCUGGCAAGGAGGGUCCUCCUGGAGAGAAGGGGAGUCAGGGUCCACCAGGUCCUCAGGGCCCCAUUGGUUACCCAGGACCACGCGGAGUCAAGGGAGCAGAUGGUGUUCGUGGAUUGAAAGGUACCAAAGGUGAAAAGGGUGAAGAUGGUUUCCCUGGCUUCAAAGGUGAUAUGGGCAUCAAGGGAGACCGGGGUGAAAUUGGGCCUCCUGGCCCACGAGGUGAGGAUGGUCCUGAAGGCCCCAAAGGUCGCUCUGGUCCCAAUGGAGAUCCUGGUCCUCUUGGUCCUGCUGGAGAAAAGGGAAAACUCGGUGUUCCAGGAUUACCAGGUUACCCUGGAAGACAGGGCCCAAAGGGUUCAAUUGGGUUCCCAGGAUUUCCAGGAGCCAACGGAGAGAAGGGUGCACGGGGGACACCUGGCAAACCGGGUCCAAGGGGGCAGCGCGGUCCAACGGGUCCACGUGGGGAAAGAGGCCCUAGGGGAAGCACUGGGAAGCCUGGCCCAAAGGGCAACUCUGGUGGUGAUGGCCCCCCUGGUCCUCCUGGCGAAAGGGGACCACCAGGGCCUCAAGGACCAACUGGAUUUCCUGGACCAAAAGGCCCCCCUGGUCCUCCUGGAAAGGAUGGAUUGCCUGGUCACCCCGGACAGAGAGGAGAAACUGGUUUCCAAGGCAAGACAGGCCCUCCAGGCCCUCCUGGUGUUGUAGGCCCUCAGGGUCCAACCGGUGAGACUGGCCCAAUGGGCGAGCGGGGACAUCCAGGCCCUCCAGGUCCCCCUGGUGAACAAGGUCUUCCUGGCCUCACUGGAAAGGAAGGGACCAAGGGUGACCCUGGUCCUGCUGGUCUCCCAGGAAAGGAUGGUCCCCCCGGCUUGCGAGGCUUCCCUGGAGAGAGAGGCCUCCCUGGCCCAAUUGGUACUCCAGGACUGAAAGGCAAUGAAGGUCCCCCAGGCCCCCCGGGUCCAGCAGGCUCUCCUGGUGAACGAGGUCCUGCGGGUUCAGCUGGCCCAAUAGGCCUGCCAGGGCGACCUGGUCCACAGGGACCUCCGGGACCUGCAGGGGAAAAGGGAGCCCCAGGUGAGAAAGGUCCUCAAGGACCAGCUGGUCGGGAUGGCAUCCAGGGCCCAGUUGGACUCCCAGGCCCAGCAGGUCCUGUUGGGCCACCUGGAGAAGAUGGAGACAAGGGCGAGAUUGGGGAACCUGGCCAGAAGGGCAGCAAGGGCGACAAAGGGGAACAGGGUCCGCCAGGUCCUACAGGACCACAGGGUCCGAUUGGACAGCCAGGCCCAGCUGGUGCUGAUGGAGAGCCAGGUCCCAGAGGACAACAAGGCCUCUUUGGUCAGAAAGGUGAUGAAGGACCCAGAGGUUUCCCUGGUCCCCCCGGCCCAGUGGGCUUGCAGGGCUUGCCUGGACCUCCUGGUGAGAAGGGAGAAACAGGGGAUGUUGGGCAAAUGGGCCCACCAGGCCCACCUGGCCCCAGAGGUCCAUCUGGACCACCAGGAGCAGACGGUCCACAGGGUCCUCCUGGAGGAAUAGGAAAUCCUGGCGCAGUAGGAGAGAAGGGUGAACCUGGGGAAUCUGGUGAGCCUGGUCUUCCUGGGGAGGUUGGCCUCCCGGGUCCUAAAGGUGAAAGAGGUGAAAAAGGUGAAGCAGGUCCCUCAGGUGCUGCUGGUCCACCAGGCCCCAAAGGUCCACCAGGUGAUGAUGGUCCCAAGGGCAGCCCUGGUCCAGUUGGCUUCCCUGGUGACCCUGGUCCUCCUGGAGAACCUGGUCCAGCUGGUCAAGAUGGUCCCCCUGGUGACAAAGGUGAUGAUGGCGAACCUGGGCAGACUGGUUCCCCUGGUCCCACAGGAGAGCCAGGCCCCUCUGGACCACCAGGAAAAAGGGGUCCCCCUGGUCCAGCCGGUCCCGAAGGAAGACAAGGAGAGAAAGGAGCCAAGGGUGAAGCUGGUUUGGAAGGACCUCCUGGGAAGACGGGCCCAAUUGGUCCCCAAGGUGCUCCAGGGAAACCUGGCCCCGAUGGCCUUCGAGGAAUUCCUGGUCCAGUUGGUGAACAAGGUCUCCCAGGCUCCCCUGGCCCAGACGGUCCUCCAGGCCCAAUGGGCCCACCUGGUUUGCCUGGUCUUAAAGGAGACUCUGGUCCCAAAGGUGAAAAGGGUCAUCCAGGUUUAAUUGGUCUUAUUGGACCGCCAGGUGAGCAGGGAGAAAAAGGUGACAGAGGUCUCCCAGGACCCCAGGGCUCAGCAGGCCCCAAAGGAGAGCAGGGUAUCACAGGUCCUUCUGGACCAAUCGGACCCCCAGGGCCACCAGGAUUACCGGGUCCACCUGGUCCCAAAGGUGCUAAAGGAUCAUCAGGUCCAACAGGUCCAAAGGGUGAAUCAGGUCUUCCUGGGCCCCCAGGGCCUCCUGGUCCUCCUGGAGAAGUCAUCCAGCCCCUGCCCAUCCAGGCAUCCAAGAGGACCAGGCGAAACAUUGAUGCCAGCCAGCUGGUGGAUGAUGGAAACGCCGACAACUACAUGGACUAUGCAGAUGGCAUGGAGGAAAUUUUUGGCUCGCUGAAUUCCUUGAAACUGGAAAUUGAGCAAAUGAAGCAUCCAUUGGGCACUCAACACAACCCAGCUCGUACCUGCAAGGACCUGCAGCUCUGUCACCCUGAUUUCCCAGACGGUGAAUACUGGGUUGAUCCGAACCAAGGAUGUUCCAGGGACUCUUUCAAGGUUUACUGUAAUUUCACAGCUGGUGGAGAGACUUGCAUCUUCCCUGACAAGAAAUCUGAAGGAAGUAAAAUGGCUCGUUGGCCCAAAGAACAGCCUUCCACAUGGUAUAGUCAAUACAAGCGGGGGUCUUUGCUCUCCUACGUGGACUCGGACGGGAACCCCAUCGGCGUAGUGCAGAUGACUUUCCUGAGGCUCCUGAGCGCGUCGGCCCACCAGAACAUCACCUACAACUGCUACCAGUCCGUAGCCUGGCACGACGCCACCACGGACAGCUACGACAAGGCCAUGCGCUUCCUGGGCUCCAACGACGAGGAGAUGUCCUACGACAACAACCCUUACAUCCGAGCUGCCGUCGACGGCUGCGCGGCAAAGAAAGGCUAUCAGAAGACUAUUCUGGAAAUCAGCACGCCCAAAGUAGAGCAAGUACCUAUAGUCGACAUCAUGUUCAAUGACUUUGGAGAAGCGUCACAGAAAUUUGGAUUCGAGGUGGGACCAGCUUGCUUCUUGGGCUAAGAGCCACCUGAAAACUAGUCUCCAAAUGAGCAACCUCGUAACCUCAUUGCGCCAUUUAAUGAAUUCAAAAAGAAAAAAACAAAAAAAAAAAGAAAGAAAGAAAAUCCUUGUCACAUGCACGUUCUGAAACUGGACAGUGAUGGGUUAUUUUUUUUGGUUUUGUUUUGUUCCUCGUUUCGCCCGAGUUCUCCUGUGCCACUGCACCCACACGUACCGAAUCGCCGACCGAGAGAAGCGUUCCCGCAACGGGCGCAGAAUCGCAUGACCUGAGCGCAGCACGCGUGGCAGAGCGAGCCGGCCCCGCGCCCCGCUCCCGGCCGCGGCACCUUGUCUCCCACAGCUUCUCGCUCGCAGCCAUCGAACGGACUCCACCGCCUCCACUUGGGUAUCCGGAAAUGGAAACAGAGCAAAGACUUUUUCUUGCCGUGAAAUGACACCAAGCGCUUGCUUAUAGGUUAUUUUUUGUUUGUUUGUUUCUAAGGAAAACGGAAAAAACUUGAAACUCCUGCGUUCAACUUGACGUUGAAAUCAUGACAGCCCUGGCUCUAAUCCAAACCCUGCUGAAGUUCAUCAGAGUCCUUUUGUUGACUUCUGUGAGAUUUGGAUCAGGUCUAGCAAGCAGAAGUAAUGGCCAUUUCCAGAGUUUUCAAUGCCUCCAUUUAAUCACCUAAUUUUUUUUUUUACGAAAAAUUAACCCGAUGAAUUUGAUAGCAAAAAGUCACACUGGGCAUCUCCUUCCCAUGUGUUAAAGGUGCUUAUAUUUUUGUAUGUUUGUAAGUAAAUAUUUGUAUUGUAUAUUAUUUUAAAUGUUUAAACGUUUCUGGCUUCAAAACAUGCAUGUGACCCUGUCUGUAUCGAAACAACAGCUCUCACUCGCGUCCCAACCAUGCAUCCACCUAGAAACGCGGAGUGGUACGCUCGCCGCUGCGCCGCUUUGGGCCCGGCCCCGGCCCCAGCCGUCGCUUGCCCGUUCGUAACCCAAAGCCUGCGGCGGAAGGGGCUGCUCGUGCGCUGUGCUUGAAGUUAAGCUGAGGUACAAGUCUUUGCAGGACGGGGGCCAAAGGAGUGGCGAACCAACCCCAGAGCCACAGAUAUGUUUUUGGAAUGAUUCGCUCCAAAGUAAUAAUAAUAAUAAAGCCACUCUUUAACAAGGUUUCUACCAAACCCUGAUUUAAAAACGGGAUCCAGUUUGAACCUCUGCCUUUUUAUACACUUGCUUGCCUUAACAUACAUGGUUUAAAUUAAUUUUUCUUGCCUUCUUCCCCCCGAACAUUCUUCUAAAAUAAAAAAACAAAUCCAUUCCUAGUGGCAGAUUGGACUGGCAGGGAAAAUCCAUUUGUCCUCUCUUAAUAUAGAGUGUAAAAAAAGAGAAAAAAAAAAAAAAAGGUGCUCUUUGCUUUUACAUUUCUCUUUGUGGUGCUAUCUGUUUGAAUACCUUUAAUGCAACACUGGUGAUACCCUGCCAUUGACCAGUCUGCCAGCAUCCUUUGCUUUAGCCACUCUCCCAUGCAGACUGCAUGCCUUUGCUACAGUCUUUGAUUAUAAAUGCAUGCCACCUUCAUAUUUGCUAUGUAGAAGACCUGCUGCUUUUCUUAAUUGUAUUAUGGUAGCUCAUAUGGCCCAUGUAGAAAGUAUUAAAUGUGCUUUUUUUUCUUUUUUGGGAAAGAAUAUUCAUGCAUUUUAUACGGUGGUAAUCAUACCAGAUUGUACUCAGUCGCUGAAUGUUUGUGGUGCUAAUUUAUGUAUUUGUUCGAUGUACUGACGUGAGGAUGAAACUGCCCGGUUGUCUGGCUCGCUCGCGGCCUCGGCUGCGAGCGCCUCCGGAGCAGCUCCUGCAGCCAGGCUGCCCGGAGCGUGCAAUUUUCUUUGUCUUCCCACGACGGCUGCCGGGAUGGCUUUUUUCACGCGGCGUUUUCAGAUUGCAGCCUGCUGACACCAGCAUCCCCUUUCUUUUUUUCUUUUUUUUUUUGUUUUUUCUCCUU
Struthio camelus australis is the source of this 7606-nucleotide messenger RNA. It is a transcript of the gene COL5A1, whose product is annotated as collagen type V alpha 1 chain. The record is from RefSeq and is a predicted model, not a curated record. Gene Ontology annotation, biological process: extracellular matrix organization. Gene Ontology annotation, molecular function: extracellular matrix structural constituent conferring tensile strength. NCBI's taxonomy places the organism in Eukaryota, Metazoa, Chordata, Aves, Struthioniformes, Struthionidae.